Molecule: messenger RNA, 3340 nt
Organism: Scylla paramamosain (green mud crab)
Lineage: Eukaryota; Metazoa; Arthropoda; Malacostraca; Decapoda; Portunidae
Product: F-box only protein 25-like
Exons: 7
Coding region: 169-1011 (280 amino acids)
Biological process (GO): protein ubiquitination
Cellular component (GO): cytoplasm; nucleus; SCF ubiquitin ligase complex
Molecular function (GO): protein binding
Source: RefSeq, a predicted model, not a curated record
UCUUCCUGGACAGUUUAAGAGGAUCCUGAACCUGAUGGCCCUGACCCGCUGUCCCCUCCUCACCCCGCCGGGGCAGUCGGGGGGAGCUGGUGCCACAACCCCCACUGCCGAAUAUACACUAGAAAUACGAAAGAGGUGGCCGGGUUUAAUGGACUGGGCGAAACACUCAUGAAAUUGGACUUUAUCAAUGCUGUGAGGGACAUUCGACGCUUCCGGUACAUCUGUAAGCUUUUGGACCUUCUCAUUACCCAGAAGCUGUCAACCCUCUCUGGUGGUGCUCAGAAGAUGCUCUUUGGAAUGCUGGAGGAGGUGGCCCACGAAGUCACAAGAAGCCAGCAGAACGUCCACCUCCUCCACCACCUUCUGCAGGAGUUACGCAAGAGGCUGGAGGAUUACCUGUGGGGCAACAAGCUGGGGUCCACAAUACUCUGGGAACAACACUCUCGAAAGCUCAGGAAUAUUAACGCUAUUGCCACAACCAUACAGAUCAGAGAGGCAGGUGACGACAUCCACCCGACACUGCAGGAGGUGCCGGAGGAAUGCAUAAGAGAGAUCCUGAGGAGACUAGACAACCACAAUGAUAUCAGAAGUGCAGGUGAGGCAUACAGUGUGAUGGCCAAGGUGAGCAAGGAGAAGAGCAUAUGGAGGCAGCUGUGUCGCUUCCACUGGACCCCCGCACAGAUUGAAUACAUUAUACAGCUGCACCGGGAGCUUAGAGUGCAGAAGAACUGGCAGCAGGUGUAUGACAGAUUACGGAGAACCUACGGGCUGCGAGAAGAGUACCCAGAGAAGCUGUGUCUUUGUCGAAAUUGCAGCUGCAUGUUUUGGGAAUCCUACGGUCACCCCUGCAGGAACGACCAGGGAUACACUGCAGCCUCUGACGACGAGCAGCAGGAACAGCAGCAGCAGCAGGAGGAACAGCAGCAGCAGCAACAAGAACAGCAGCUGGAGGAAGUGAAGCCGCCAGAUAUAAUUUAUGUGACAAUUACGCCACAGCAGUUUCUUAAGUGAGUGUCUGGCUGAGGGAGGAGGAGGUGGACCAAUUCACGACAGGACAGGACUGGACAGGACAGAGCACUUCCAGACUGUUUGUACACUUUAUUAACAUUUCACAGUAUUUUUUCAAAGUACUUGGUCACGUUUUAAUACUCUGUACAUAAUUAUUAACAGACCUGUCACUCUUCACUUACUAACACUCACUCAAUAUAAUUUUUAAUACUCUUCACUUACUAACAUCUAUUAUUCUUCUCUAUAAACUCUCCACUAACUUACACCUGUCACUCUUUGCUACAAAUCUCUGCACUUACUAACAGACUAACGUGACUAACAUUUCUCAUGACUGAUAAUUUAAAGAUUUUCAGUCACAGCUGCCAAAAAAAUACCUGUAACUUGUGACUUUCCUUUACAGCUGUACACAACUUUUUAUGAACUUAUAAACAACUUUCCUUUUCAUAUUGUGUAAGAACAUGAAAGUAAUCUUGUCUUUAAAAUACCAACUUUUCAUUUCUUCUCCAGUAUUUUAACCUUUACUCAAAAUCUCAAGCUUUUUCUAUUCUACAUUAUAUUCUUCAACUUUUACUGAUAAAUUUACUAAAAUCCUUUACUUUCUUCUCUAAAUAUCUUAAAAUAUUGCUUUCCUUUACCACUUACAAAGUCCUCUCUCUCUCUCUCUCUCUCUCUCUCCCUUUAUUAAACAUUUGGAAUUUUUUGCUCAUUCUUCACUAUACCAAAUGUCCUGUGCACACAAAAAAAAACUUCCAGCACUUGACAAACUGACAAGAGGACUUAAACAAACACAGCCCUUAUAGUACUACUCAAUCUUUACUGCACCAAGGAUCCUUCCAUACACACACACACAUACACAAACAUAAAUAAAAAACAAACACCCCUUAUUUUCCAGCACUUGGGUAAAGAAUCUAAAAAACAAGUCCUUUCUUAUUCUCUCUCUCCCAGCAGUAGUCUUCCAGCACCACUACUACCACCACCACCACAGCACCACAGAACACCAUCAGAAGAACGCCUUGAUGAUUGGCAUAACACACCGCACCCACAGGGGAACAUAGCGCCCUGGGGAGGAGAACGUGCCGUCGGUGACCUCAGUGCCGCAGUCAUAGAGGCGGCUGUGUUCCCUGUGCAGCGCCUCCCUCAGUGCUGUGUUCUGCGUCACCACCACCACCUGUGUCUCCAAGUCGCGUUGCACUGAUCUCCAGCCUAGAGGAGGGAAAGAGGUGGUGAUGGUGUGUGAGAGGCUGUGGUUUGUGGCUUUUCAUUAAUCAGUUUGUUUUAAUCUCUCUCUCUCUCUCUCUCUCUCUCUCUCUCUCUCUCUCUCUCUCUCUCUCUCUCUCUCUCUCUCUCUCUCUCUCUCUCUCUCUCUCUCCACAGACCCACAGUAUAUUUAUGAACCACAGUCAUCCACCACAGCCUCUCAACUCACUCUCUUUCUUCACUUUAUCACUAUGCUGUCUUCCACUUACCAUCACCACCACUACAGCACUAUUUAGUAUCAUUCUUUGUUCUCUUAUAACUAAAACCUCACUGGCAUUCUUCUAACUAACACUUUCUAUUUACACUACCACAACAAAUCGUCUUUCUUCUAACUUUUCUUCUCUCGUAUUGGUAUCACUCUAUUUAAGCUUUUUGUAACUAACACCACUCUCCUAAGGCUUUUUUAACUAAUACCACUAUCCUCUAAGGCUUUUCUAACUGACAACACUCUCUUCUCUAACAUUUUCCACCUCCUACACCUCUACAGACUCUUCCUAAUGUUACAAUCAUUCUGUCACUUCACUGCCAGCACCACCAGGCACUCACCAAAGUUCGGGGAGCCCACCAUGGUGAGUGCCGGCCAGGUGUGCCCCGGCCUGGCGUACCACAGACCCUUGGCGUGGAAGGUCCAUCCCUUCCUCCGGUACUCGUGCAAGCUUAUCCGGUGCUCCUGGCUGCCACUCGUCACCCGCCUGAAGAACAGUUUGGCCAGCUGGGUGUAGGCGGCUGGGAUGGCCCCCGCAAAUCCCCUGGCACCCAGGAACCCAUUGGCCUGUCAGGGGGGAAGGUGUUGGGUGAUUAGAUAAAUGGGAAUCUAGUGUUGAUUUUGUAACCUUAACUAUGAAAUCUAUAAGGAGUGUGUUAAUCUUCAGGACUAAUUUAGGAUAAUCUGCUAUGACUACAUAGGUUAUUUUUCAUCCAUCUAUAGAAGUCUGUAAAGGAUAUGGGUUCAAAAUAUCCUAUCCUAUCUUACUGAACCUGACCACAAUCCUAGAAUAUUUGAAUGGCAAGAAUCUUAGAACGUUCAAAGGACAAGUUACAAAAAUCCUACACAAUAAAAUGAACACCUUACCAA